This is a messenger RNA of Schistosoma margrebowiei, 1386 nucleotides long. NCBI's taxonomy places the organism in Eukaryota, Metazoa, Platyhelminthes, Trematoda, Strigeidida, Schistosomatidae. The record is from the annotation of a GenBank genome assembly.
UAGGUUGUAUGAGUACUAAGCUUUUCCAUUUUUAAGUCAUCUUUUACUGUAUUAUAAAGUACAAAAUAACUACCAAAAGCUUUAAUUUAGCAUUAUUUGUUUUGUAGUGUACACAUUGGCUCUGUUGUUAUUUCGUAAGUUGGUCUGUGAUCCCAACUGCUGUAGUAAACGUCAACGAAAUGUCAAGUCACUGGUAGGUCUUAAAUAUUUGUAGUAAUUCGUUGGGUUAUUAUUGUUUCAAGGAAUAACUUUCACUAUUAAUGGUUUCCGUUUGUAGUACUUCAUGUUCAAGUGACAUUUCAGUCGACUUAAGCGAUGCUUUUCAACGUAUUAUACUGAACAACCGUUUCGCAACCUGGGAUGACUUUGAUAACGCUCUAAAAGAGUUCCAAAAAGUAUGGAAGAAUAAUCUUAUCUUUUUUCAGACUACCCAUACUCAUUAUAUCCACACAGAGAGCAGAUUCCUCAAGGAUGUCAGGUUCAAGUACCUUUUUGUGUCAUUUCACUGUACAUUCGGUCAUAAGCGUAAAUCACGAUGUCUGACAAUGAAUCAAAAACAGUCUAAGUUUCUUAACUGCCAAUCGAGGUUCCGCGUAAGAUUGGAAGCGGAAGGAUAUGUUAUAAAAUCAUACAAUAUGUUGCACAAUCACCCUUGUAGUAGUUCGUGGAUGGUUUUUGACCCAUGGGCCAGAAGGUUGUCGUCCGAAGAAGAAGAAAAUUUGAAGCCGGUCAUAUUGCAGUCUCAAUCAACAGAUGCAUUAGUAGAAAUCAUCAAACACAGGACUGGUAAGCAGGUCACUGCUGCCGAUGUGAAGAGUAUGAAAGCUAAACUCUCCACAGGUAAGUGUAUAGAAGUAUAUUUCAAGUUGUGUGACGCGAAAGUGAACUAAAAAAGAUGUGUUUCGUUUAGGUCGAAUUUGAAAAUGCUGAUUGGUUGUUCAUGGUGGACUGUGAAAAGCAUUACGAGGUGGAUAUAAGCGCUUGUGAGUGCAUCUAGAAUAUUUAUUGUGCCAAUAUCCUUGUCGCCAUACACUACUGGCUUGUGUUAAAUGACGAACUAUUACAGAUAUGCUUAAUUAAAUACGAAAUAUAAACUGUAUAGCUCAUCAAAUUUUUAGACAUUGAAGUAGAUAGAAGUUAGAUAAUACUCAGAACUUACAAAAUCACACAACAAUUUCAUCACCGAGACGGAGUGGUGAAUAUAUAAGCAUUCUACGAUGCUAAAAACUUUACAGGCAACACAAUUGAGAAAUAUGGUGAACGUUUCGCGAUGGAAGUUAUGAAAAACUCCAACAAUUAUUUAUUAGGAAUUAUCAAUAACAACUUGUAAACUCGUUUUUCUAAUUCAGUAUUAAUGAUUAUUUAAUAAACCUAUGCAUAAUUUUU